Molecule: messenger RNA, 994 nt
Organism: Choloepus didactylus (southern two-toed sloth)
Lineage: Eukaryota; Metazoa; Chordata; Mammalia; Pilosa; Megalonychidae
Gene: DENR
Product: density regulated re-initiation and release factor
Exons: 8
Coding region: 142-738 (198 amino acids)
Biological process (GO): translation reinitiation; formation of translation preinitiation complex
Molecular function (GO): mRNA binding; translation initiation factor activity
Source: RefSeq, a predicted model, not a curated record
AUAAAGGUUUCUUGUCUCGCGGGAGCGCGUCUAGCAGACGGGUUCUCGAGCGGCCCUGGAGGGGGAAGAGGAGUUGCAUGUAUCGCCUUGGCUGGCGGUAGCGGAGGCGGCGGAGGCUCUGCGACCGCCUGGGUUUGUGAGAUGGCUGCAGACAUUUCUGAGUCCAGUGGGUCUGAUUGUAAGGGAGAGGUGAGGAGCAGUGCCAAGUUAGAUGCUGAUUACCCACUUCGAGUCCUUUAUUGUGGAGUCUGUUCAUUACCAACAGAGUACUGUGAAUAUAUGCCUGAUGUUGCUAAAUGUAGGCAAUGGUUAGAGAAGAAUUUUCCAAAUGAGUUUGCAAAACUUAGCGUAGAAAAUUCACCCAGACAAGAAGCUGGAACUAGUGAGGGUCAAGGAACAGCAGGGGAAGAGGAAGAGAAGAAAAAACAAAAGAGAGGUGGAAGGGGUCAAAUAAAACAAAAAAAGAAGACCGUACCACAGAAGGUUACGAUAGCCAAAAUUCCCAGAGCAAAGAAGAAAUAUGUAACAAGAGUGUGUGGCCUUGCAACUUUUGAAAUUGAUCUUAAAGAAGCACAAAGGUUUUUUGCUCAGAAAUUCUCCUGUGGUGCCUCAGUAACAGGGGAGGAUGAAAUCAUUAUUCAGGGAGACUUCACAGAUGACAUAAUUGAUGUCAUUCAGGAGAAAUGGCCAGAGGUGGAUGAUGACAGCAUCGAAGAUCUUGGAGAAGUAAAGAAGUGAUUUUGAAAACUUUUCUGUAUUUAAUGAUCUGAACUGAGAGUUGAUAUGGCCAAAGGGAGGGAGGCCUUUUAAAAAUAUAUAUAUAUAUAUUUAUCCUACAGUAAAACUGUAGACCACUCUUGUCCUUGGCAUAUUUUCACUGUUCUGUACAAGGCUGCUUGUUUUUUUUAUUGCCAAAGUUUAAUAAACAGGGGAGACUCUCAUGCUUACGCAUGAAAUAGAACUUAGUCAAAUAAAAGAAUUUGAUCAUUUGGUA